ACUUGACUCUCGCACGCCCUUGGUUUUUCGUAACUUUUACCCGAAAUGCCUUUUCUUGAGUUGCUCACGAAUGUCGCGCUCUCCCGCGAGCAGAGUAAGGAUCUCGCCUUAUCGCUGUCCAAAACAGCAGCAGAGAUCCUUCAAAAGCCCGAAUCUCUAAUUUCAGUUCAAGUUCGUGCCGAUGAAAUCUUGACUUUUGCAGGCACCCACGAUCCAUGCUUCCAGCUACGCAUAACAUCUCUGGGAAAUCUCACACCCGAAAAUAACAUUUGCUACUCCGAGGCCUUUACGGAGUUCCUGAAGGCCAAGAUUGGAGUUGAAAACAGUCGAGGCUAUAUCGUUUUCUACGACCCGAAUUAUCCAAAUAUAGGGUACAAGGGAACAACUGCUGCCAAACUGUGGGGUUAAAAACACACUGAUCCGAUAUGCAACCCACCCACAUGCACAAACACACGACAGCAUACAGGCAGCUUGUAUCGGAGCUUCUUGGUACACUAUCCUGGUAUUGUAACGAGCUCUCCUUUGGCUUGGAAUGCCUCAAAAGUAUUGACAUAUGUGGCUUACUGAUUGGAAGUUGUGUGGUGGAUUGACGCAAAUGGGUGUUCUAGUUUCAUGUCUACAGAGCAGGCGUGCAUUAUCUAAUUAUGUAUGUGUACUGAUGAGAUUUCAAACCCUGUAUUGAGACUUAACAGAAACCUGGUUGAAUUUCUCCAUGAAUUCCAGCUCAAUUGUUCCAACAAAUAGUAGCGCUCAAAAGGUGAAUGUCGGUAAUGGACAUAAAUUAAAGGCUUUGCAGAGCAAAUGCUGGGGAGUUGGGGCAAGAUAUCACGUGGUUUACAGCAUCAUCAGAUAAGAUAAGAUCGGAUUAUCAUUUGACCGCGGC
Blastomyces dermatitidis ER-3 is the source of this 883-nucleotide messenger RNA. RefSeq lists its product as uncharacterized. Lineage: Eukaryota; Fungi; Ascomycota; Eurotiomycetes; Onygenales; Ajellomycetaceae. Gene Ontology annotation, molecular function: phenylpyruvate tautomerase activity. The transcript is spliced from 3 exons. The coding region runs from base 46 to 408 and encodes 120 amino acids. The record is from RefSeq and is a predicted model, not a curated record.